AUGAUUCUUUCAAAAUUCUCUCUUCUCGCCAUAUUUGCUGCGAUUUUGGCUAUCGGGUCCCCAAUCCCUGGAGUAUCCGAGGCUGUUGAAACCUUGGAUCAACCGAACCCUCUAUCUGUGAACAGCACCAUUGUUGAGGAUGCCACCAGAAAAUUCUCUCUCCCUAUUCUUCCAAUAGGAGAACCAGCACAGUCUCCCGGACCAAACAAUGGCCAAUACGGCAUGCAGCAAUCUCACAUGCUUGACUCAGCUGCCACGACUGACGCGGCCAAACUAGAGCGCAGAAGCUUUUGGGCCGACGUGGAGCGUUGCUCAAGAGAAAACAACUACCAAGACGGCCAGUGUAUCAACAUGGUCAACGCCACACCAUACCGCUGGCGCAGAGGGUACUAUCACUCGUACCGCGUGAGCGCCUGGGAGGAGAGAUGGCCCGAGUACAUCGAGCCUGGCGAGUCCAUCGCUGUCCUCGCAAAGAUGACCAACACCGGCAUAUUCGACAGGCCUGAAGAUUCCGCCGCAGAGGUCGCCUACCACAUGGAGGGCACCAGCAAGCCCAUGUCAUUCAUGCUAGAAUAUCGACCCGGGAGGGCGCACAUCCCGUGGAUCAGGCUCCUCGACGACCUCGAGAUCAUGAAUCACUACAAGGGAGCCGAGUUCAGCCUAGGAGGGAGAACAUCCCCAAACGGCGUCGGCUUCACCAUCGCCGGGACAGAGGGAGACUUCAUCACCAACGACGGACCCGCGGCGUGGAUGCAGGCCAUGGUCGACGAUCUCGGCGACAAGCCCCUCCGCGAGAUCGUCCUCGGCCGCAGCCACCACGCCGGCAUGUGGAAGGGCAUCGGCGGCUUCCCCAACACCUGGUGGAACACCGUGACGCAGGAGGCCACGUUGUACGACCAGCUGCGCAACGGAGGCUCCCGGGUCCUCGACGCGCGCAUCGUAAGGACGGCGGGCAGGUUCCACGUCUGCCACGGCGCCCUAGUGGACAAGACCUUCCUCGGGAGUCUCGGGGUCAGGUUCGACGAGCUCAUCGAGCAGACUAACCAGUUCAACGAGGACUACCCCGGAGAGCUCAUCAUCUGGGACCUGCACCCGGACGAGGCCUUCAAGAUCGGCGGAAAGUCAGGCGGAGAGGGGUGGGUUUAUGAGGAAAUGGAGUACGGGUACCUUGACGGGGAGGGCCGCGCCGACUUUCUCGAAAGCCUCAAGGCCUUGGACCAUCGCAUUUCUCUCCCGGAAGGUGUUGACAUCACGAAGCUGCCGCUCAACAAGUUCAUUAACUCAAAGGACAAAAAACCCGCCGUCAUCAUCCGAGUUGAUGAGCGGUGGCUCAGGAGUGUGGACCGAGAGCGUUGGCCGGGUCCAAGCGAGGGGUUCGUGACAAACAAAGACUUUCCAAUGACAUCGACUUGGUCCGAGAUGCCGGAGAUCGAGGCCGUGGUCGAGCAUCAGCUUCGGAGGCUGGACGAAGUCGAAGUGUCCCGCACCUCGGAGGUCUACGACAUGCAAUGGCUCCAGACGCUCGUGGGGUUCGGUGCGGUCUGGCCAUUGGGUGUCUCUCUCAUCUCCAUGGCCGAUCAGGCUUGGGAUGCGGCAUUCAGAGAGUUGUUUAAUGCGCUCACGCCGGAUCGUUAUCCUAACUGGUUGACGGUGGACGGUAUCCGAAACUCGGAGCUGAAGACCCUGGUAAUGGCGAUGAAUCACUGCUUCGUCCUUGAGAGAUGCGGGGAUUGGGUGGAUGAGAGACGAUGA
Molecule: messenger RNA, 1752 nt
Organism: Clonostachys solani
Lineage: Eukaryota; Fungi; Ascomycota; Sordariomycetes; Hypocreales; Bionectriaceae
Source: the annotation of a GenBank genome assembly